Messenger RNA from Naegleria gruberi, 423 nucleotides. RefSeq lists its product as uncharacterized. Lineage: Eukaryota; Heterolobosea; Eutetramitea; Acrasida; Naegleriidae. The transcript has a single exon. Gene Ontology annotation, biological process: response to oxidative stress. Gene Ontology annotation, molecular function: glutathione peroxidase activity. The coding region runs from base 1 to 423 and encodes 140 amino acids. The record is from RefSeq and is a predicted model, not a curated record.
AUGAAGAAUUAUUCUGGAAAAGUCUUGUUGAUUGUUAAUACUGCUAGUUAUUGUGGUUUUACUCCACAAUUGGGAUCUCUUCAGAGAUUGUAUGAAAGAUUUAAAUCGAGAGGGUUUGAAGUAUUGGCUUUCCCUUGUAAUCAAUUCGGAGCACAGGAGCCAGGAAAUAAGCAAGAAGUUUGUUCAUUUGCUGCUGAAAAGUACAAUGUUUCGUUCACUAUAUUUGAUAAGGUUAAAGUGAAUGGAAAGGAUGCUGUGCCAUUAUUUAAAUUCUUGAAGAGUCAAUCUAAAGGAUUUUUAACUAGUGAUGUAAAGUGGAAUUUCACCAAGUUCCUCGUGGACAGAAGUGGAAAGGUUGUUGGAAGAUAUUCACCAAUUACUGAUCCAGAAUCAAUUGCACCAAUUAUUGAAAAAUUGUUCUAA